Knipowitschia caucasica is the source of this 2025-nucleotide messenger RNA. NCBI's taxonomy places the organism in Eukaryota, Metazoa, Chordata, Actinopteri, Gobiiformes, Gobiidae. The record is from the annotation of a GenBank genome assembly.
AUGCCGGUCUACACGGUCACAGUCGCCACCGGCAGCCAGUGGUUCGCCGGCACCGAUGACUACAUCUACGUCACACUGGUGGGGACUGAGCGCUGCAGCGAGAGGACCCUGCUGGACAAACCCUUCUACAAUGACUUUGAAAGAGGCGCGGUGGACUCCUAUGAGGUGCAGGUGGGGGAGAGCCUGGGGACCAUCGUUCUGCUGAAGCUGGAGAAGAACAAGUACUGGGUGCAGGACGACUGGUACUGCCGCUACGUCACGGUCAAGACUCCGGACGGGGACUAUGUGGAGUUCCCCUGUUUCCGCUGGUUCACAGACAACAAGGAGCUGGUCCUGAGGGACGGGACCGCUCACCUUCCCCAAGACGAUAAGCUGGGCCUGGUCAAGCAACACCGACAGAAAGAGCUGGAUACAAGACGCAAGACCUACAGGUGGAAAGAGUGGCAGCCUGGUUUUCCCAUGAGCAUCGAUGCCGAUCGCCACCGAGACCUGCCCCGGGACAAUCAGUUCGACAGCGAGAAAGGAGUGGAUUUUGUUUUGAACUACAGCAAAGCUAUUGAGAACCUGUUUGUGAACCAGUUCAUGCACAUGUUCCAGUCGUCCUGGAGCGACUUUGGGGAUUUUGAGAAGAUUUUUGUGAGGAUCAAAAACACUAUAUCAGAGUAUGUGAUGCAGCACUGGAAGGAGGACUUCAUGUUUGGAUAUCAGUUUCUGAACGGCUGUAAUCCUGUGUUGAUCCAGAAGUGCACUAAGAUCCCAGAAAAGUUCCCCGUCACAGAUGACAUGGUGAAAGUCAGCCUGGAGAGAGGGCUCACGCUGGAGGAGGAAGUCAAGGCGGGAAACAUCUUCAUCGUGGAUUAUGAGGUUUUAAAGGACAUCACUCCCAACAGCACCGACCCCUGCACUCAGCAGUUCAUCGCAGCUCCUCUGUGUCUGCUCUACAGGAACAUCCAGAGCAAGAUCCUGCCCAUCGCCAUCCAGCUGGGACAGACCCCCGGAGAGGACACCCCCAUCUUCCUCCCCACAGACGCUAAGUACGACUGGAUGUUGGCGAAAAUCUGGGUCCGCUCCUCGGACUUCCACCACCACCAGACCAUCACCCACCUCCUGCGCACCCACCUGGUCACGGAGGUCUUUGCCAUCGCCAUGUUCAGGCAGCUGCCCGCGGUCCACCCGGUCUACAAGUUGCUUCAUCCUCACAUCCGCUUCACCAUCGCCAUCAACACCAAAGCCCGAGAGCAGCUGAUCUGUGAGUGCGGCAUAUUUGACAAGGCCAAUGCCACAGGAGGGGGGGGCCAUGUGCAGCUGAUCCAGACGGCUGUAAAGAGCCUGACCUUCAGGUCCCUGUGUUUCCCCGACAUGAUCAAGGCUCGAGGCAUGGACAGCCUCGAGGACGUGCCCACCUACUUCUACAGGAACGACGGGUACGAGGUGUGGGGCGCCACCAGCAGCUUCGUGUCCGACGUUGUGAACAUUUACUACAGCAGCGACGAAGCCGUGACCGAAGACGAAGAGAUCCAGGCCUUUGUCAAAGACGUCUGCAGCUUCGGGAUGCAGGACUUCGACUUCUGCGAGUUCCCUAAGUCCCUGAGGAGUCGUGAGGAGCUGGUGGAGUAUCUGACUGUGGUGGUGUUCACCGCCUCCGCUCAGCACGCAGCCGUCAACUUUGGACAGUACGACUGGUGCUCCUGGAUCCCCAACGCCCCCUCCACCAUGAGGAAGCCCCCCCCCACACAGAAGGGCGUGGCCGACAUUGAUCUCAUCAUACACAGUCUGCCCGACAGGGGGCGCUCCAGCUGGCACCUGGGGGCAGUGUGGGCCCUGAGCCAGUACCAGGAGAACGAGUUGUACCUGGGCAUGUAUCCUGAUGAGCACUUCACAGAGAAACCAGUGAAGAAGUCGAUGGAGAAGUUCAGGUCGAGACUGCGUGAGAUCAGCAGCGCCAUCAAGAGGCGCAACGAGGGAAAGCACCUGCCGUACUACAACAUGUCCCCAGACCGCAUCCCCAACAGUGUGGCUGUGUAA